CAAGCCAAACUCAACAACACUCAAAUCAGUUCCCCGCAGCAGGGCCAUCCGCCUGGUAUCGUUUCGUUCGUUCGCUCGCCGCCAUAAGAAUUCCGUCGAGUUCCGCUGGUCGGAUUCCGUCGUACGGGCGGGGUAAUUUGUUGCCCAAAUUAAUUCAGGUGGUGCGUGCGUGCGUGUGUGCGGCCGUCGCGACAUCGACGACGCGGAAGGUUGCCGGAUUAGAUUAACCUUUUCUCUCCGGCUCCUGCUGCAAGGGUGGUGGUCGGGAUUUUUGCUGGUGUUUUUGGAUUGGGUGAAAUUGGUACGGGAAUUGUGUAAUUUGAGCAGCAAUCGUAUCGAUUCGUUCCGAAAUGGAACCCGAGGUGGAUUCGGCCAGUUCCAGCUUGGAAGCUGCUGCCAAUGGAACCGGAAGGCCGUCAGCAGAUGAGGUGGAAAUUCCUGUGCCGUGGGGCAUCGUGGCCGGCAAAUGGUGGGGCUCGCGACUCAAGCAGCCGAUUCUGGCCCUGCACGGCUGGCAGGACAACGCCGGCACGUUCGACCGCCUGUGCCCGCUGCUUCCGGCGGACAUUCCAAUUCUUUCGAUCGACCUGCCUGGCCACGGAAAGUCUUCCCACUACCCGAAGGGCAUGCACUACUACAUCUUCUGGGACGGAAUUGCGUUGAUCCGGCGGAUCGUCAAAUAUUACGCCUGGGAGAAGGUUACGCUGCUGGGGCACUCGCUGGGCGGUGCGUUGAGUUUCAUGUACGCGGCGGCAUUCCCGGACGAGGUCGAGGCGUUCAUCAGUAUUGACAUCGCGGGGCCACCGGCGCGGGAUCACCGGAAGCAGGCGGCGAAUCUGGGCGACAGCAUCGAUCGAUUUUUGCGGUACGAAACGUUGCCCGAGUCGAAGACACCUUGCUACAGCUAUGACGACGCGAUCGAUGUGGUGCUGGCCGCGUACGACGGAUCGGUUGAUCUGCAGUCGGUGGAGGUGCUGAUGCGACGAGGAAUGGCCCCAGCGCCGGCCCAUCUUGGGCGGGAAGGAUUCCACUUUUCUCGGGACCUCCGACUAAAGGUGUCCCUGAUGGGAAUGCUUUCGUUGGAGCAGGUCGUGGCCCACGCCGAGCGGAUCAAGUGCCGGGUGCUGAACAUUCGGGCCGUUCCGGGGAUGCACUUUGACAACCUGGAUUACUACCCGAGCGUGGUGGAGGCGAUGCGAAAGUCGGCCAGCGAACUGGUAUAUCUAGAGAUUGAAGGCACGCAUCACAUUCAGCUGGUCAACCCGGAACGAAUAUCGCAGCCCAUCACGGACUUCCUGCUUGCGGACCGGAAGUAGCGUGAGAGUUGAAAGUGUACCUUAAAUUGUAAUCGAAUUUGUUGCACCUUGCUUUACGCCGGUUCCAAACAAUGCACUCCACGUUAUACUAUAGAACAGUUUACAAAAAGGCGCUAAAAGGCACGUGAUAGUUCAAGCACACACACACAAGAUAUAAUCUUUAGAAAAAAAUAGACAACAAUACGAAACUAUUUAUGUUUUAGGAUAGUUUGUAACCAAAAUUAACGAAGGUGAUAAGCCAAAACGGGAAUUUAAAGCGAAUGAGAGAAAAGGUUAAACGCAAAA
Messenger RNA from Culex quinquefasciatus (southern house mosquito), 1601 nucleotides. It is a transcript of the gene kraken, whose product is annotated as probable serine hydrolase. NCBI's taxonomy places the organism in Eukaryota, Metazoa, Arthropoda, Insecta, Diptera, Culicidae. The record is from RefSeq and is a predicted model, not a curated record. The coding region runs from base 351 to 1316 and encodes 321 amino acids. The transcript is spliced from 3 exons.